UAAUCGACUUCUGCUAAAAGUUUUGAAACUUUUUGUGCUUUUUGCUUCUCCCCUAUUUUUCUCAUUCUUUUUCGGGGUUCUGCAACAUGCACUUUUUUCCUUAUUAACUUAGUGUAGUAGAGGUACAUAAGUGGCAAUAGGAAUAACCAACUUUCUUGCUGAUUGAUGCUUUGUACCUCUUGUUCUGACCUUCUGCAGACGGAAGUUACUCUUAAUUAAACGCCUUCUCUGGUCAUUGUUCCAAGAUUUAACAAGGGAAGGAAGGAUGUGGCUUGCAUUUUCCCAUUAUUGAGAGUCAUGAAGCAGAAUUCUAGUUCGGGUUUAUAUACAAGCCCAGCAACACCAGAAUAUGGAGAUAAUAAUGUCAGAGGAUUUCAGAAAGGCUGGAGUUCCGAACGAGUCCCAUUGCCGACUAACAGCGGCAGGAGGCAUAUUAGUACCACUGCAUUGAUGCCUUUCAAUAGUGGAAGGACAGUGCCUUCAAAAUGGGAUGAUGCUGAAAGGUGGAUUACUAGCCCAGUGUCAAGUUAUGGCGUUUGGAGAACUCCAAAUGCACAAACCUACAGGCGCCCCAAGUCAAAAAGUGGACCGCUUGGGGCACCUGGCCGUAUGUACUUACCGAACUAUUCGCCCUCUGUGCCAAUCUUAGAAGAUGGAAGUAUAAGUAACUUCAUUGCAAAUUCACCAUUUACAACAGGUGUACUGGUCCCUGAUGGUGUAUCCAUUCAUUAUGGUGCUGACGGAAACUCUGGUGGUCUAUAUGCUGAGAAUAGUAUGGCUCGAGCAACUAGUGCUCCUGGUCUGUCGGAUUUGUUCAGUGAAUCUUCAGUACCAAGCUCCCCAGAUGAUGACAAGAAGGAACCAGAUUCUGUUUCCUGUGCAGCUUCGAGGAGAGAUAUGGCAACACAAAUGAGCCCUGACGGCAGUACACAUGCUUCUCCCCAAGAAAGGACAUCUUCAAUCCCUCCUGGAGUGGAGCAGAGCAAUCAGCAUGAUACUAAAGUCGAGAUUAGAGACGUGCAGGUUGACAAAGGAGCCCUCAUUUCAGGGCUAUCUCGGAAAAGCCGGGUGAGGAAACCCAAGAAAGAAUUACCAGAUGUGAGUGAGUCUAUUUCACCAUGGGAUGUUGCAGAUGGAGCGAAGAGCAUGUCAAAGUUGCAAAGAGAGGAAGCAAGGAUCGCUGCUUGGGAGAACUUGCAGAAGGCCAAAGCUGAAGCAGAAAUCCAAAAGCUUGAGAUGAAACUAGAAAAGAGGAGGUCGGCAUCCAUGGAUAAGAUUCUGAACAAGCUUAGACAUGCUCAGGUGAAGGCCCAAGAUAUGAGACGUGCAACUUCAGAAAGUCAGCCCCGUCAGUCUCAAAGGGAUUCCAACAGACUCAUUCCGUUUAGGGAGUAUUUCAAGAUUGCCUCAUUUGGCAGUUGCUUUGUUUGCCGUACCCCUUAAUGUGUGUACAGGCUUUGCUAUUGGUGAUCCAAGGAACAUAUAAAUCAUAGCUGACUGCUUUAUUCAGUAUUCAA
Molecule: messenger RNA, 1517 nt
Organism: Solanum dulcamara
Lineage: Eukaryota; Viridiplantae; Streptophyta; Magnoliopsida; Solanales; Solanaceae
Exons: 5
Coding region: 298-1443 (381 amino acids)
Source: RefSeq, a predicted model, not a curated record